GGAGCGACGCGGAGCCCGGGCUUCGCCGCGGGGCUCGGUUCCCGGCGUGCAUCCCGGGAGCCCUGCGUCCUCGUGGAGAGGCAUGGAGCCGGGCCGUCGGGGCAGUCUGCGGACCGCGUGGGGCCGCCACCGUUCGCGCCCGAGCUCCGCGCGGAGCCGCGCCGAGACCUCAGAGACUGAGCGUCCGCCUCUCCCUUUCCCCUGCUCCCCACGCGGAUUUCUUUCUUCCAUUCGCAAUACAAGCGUGUGUUGAGCCCCGAGGCCAGAGAUGUAGGAUCUAGUGGGAGCGUUUGGAGAUGGACACCGGACACACAACCUUGUCCUUGGAGUUUACAGUACACGUAAAAGUUGAUGUGACAGGUAGUACAACUGUGUGAACAAAUUAUAGAGAGAACACAGGAAGAAGCACAUUUUCAUCUCUGAGUGGUGGGAAGACAGUGUAAUUGACCACCCACCAGCUGGUGCCCCGAUGGAUAGCACACAUUUAAUUUAUUGCUCUUCGCAACUCAAAUUCAUGGGGAUCAUUGUGCUUGAGUUGUACUGGAAGCAUGCUCCAAAGACCUGCAAGAAUUUUGCUGAGUUGGCACGUCGAGGGUACUACAAUGGCACGAAAUUUCAUAGAAUCAUCAAAGACUUCAUGAUCCAGGGAGGUGACCCAACAGGGACAGGUCGAGGUGGUGCCUCUAUCUAUGGCAAACAGUUUGAAGAUGAACUUCAUCCAGACUUGAAAUUCACAGGGGCUGGAAUUCUUGCAAUGGCCAAUGCGGGACCAGACACCAAUGGCAGCCAGUUCUUUGUGACUCUCGCUCCCACGCAGUGGCUUGAUGGCAAACACACCAUUUUUGGUCGCGUGUGCCAAGGUAUAGGAAUGGUGAAUCGAGUAGGGAUGGUGGAAACAAACUCCCAGGAUCGCCCUGUGGACGAUGUGAAGAUCAUCAAAGCGUACCCUUCUGGGUAGACAUGCCGCUCUUCUGGGCACACUCGGGUCUUCUGACCAGCGCCAGCGAAUCAGCUUCCAGAUCACCUAGAAUGGCUCUGAGCUGCGUUUUGGCCUUGCAAGUCAUGGCACAGGAGGCCUGGGUCUUGGGAGAGUUAGAGAUGGGAGCGUAUUUUAAUAGGGAGCCUCCUUUCCCCUCCCCCAGUGCCUCGUUGGCAGAACAUUUGCAGAAGUACCCGUGCACAAUCUUUUGCGGAUUACUGCUCAUCGCCAGUGACCCUCACCGCUCCUCCUUGUUCAUGUCUGUUCUGAUAAGCUUGGAACAAGAUGAAGUAGGCUGUCAUUUCGCCAUGCCUAACCAAACUUCUUCCUGUGGAGAUUUAUAUUCUGGCCUACCCUGCAGUCUUUGGUGGCUGACAGCAACAGAAUUCAAAAUCAAGCAGUGUCUAUCAGCCUUCUUAACUCUGUGCAGUCCUUGUCUCCAAAUCCUGUAUUUGUUCUUCCAGGGAAUGUGUACAUCUCUCUAUAUAUUUUCCCUCUCAAAACCAGAACAUCAACACUGCUGUUUCUGACACGUCGACAUCCCACGCAAAGCCACAUUGAAUUUUUGCCAAGUGAAAAUGCAUCCAACAAUCAAGUUUCUAAGAAGGUGUCAAGUGGGGAAUGAUAAUAUGUAAUAAUCGAGAAGUGAAUUUAUUAAAAGGAAGCAGAAGCAUGGGCCAUUUUUCCCAUAAGGAGUAGAACUUUGUAAUGAGCUUGAGGGCAGAAUGUGACUUCUUAAAAAGCAGUAUUCUCAUAAAGGAGGGGCACAAACUUAUGUUGGGUUUUUGUUGUUGUUGUUGUUGUUGUUUUUAUAUAACAGAAGACUUUAGGGGAGUUAGAUAAAAGAUUUUAUGGGGUUUUGUUUUUUAAAUCUUUCUGAUUGGGGGGAAGGUAAAAAAAAAAAAAAAGGGAGUUAAUACCUGUGUAAUAUUUAGAAGCUUCCAAAAUAAAAUUUCAC
Molecule: messenger RNA, 1937 nt
Organism: Condylura cristata (star-nosed mole)
Lineage: Eukaryota; Metazoa; Chordata; Mammalia; Eulipotyphla; Talpidae
Gene: PPIL1
Product: peptidylprolyl isomerase (cyclophilin)-like 1
Exons: 4
Coding region: 470-958 (162 amino acids)
Biological process (GO): protein peptidyl-prolyl isomerization; protein folding
Cellular component (GO): catalytic step 2 spliceosome
Molecular function (GO): peptidyl-prolyl cis-trans isomerase activity
Source: RefSeq, a predicted model, not a curated record